ACGUCAAUUUUAUAAAAGUUUGUUUUUGUUUAUUUAUGAAUCCCUAUAACGUUUAAUAAAUGAAAAAUUAUUAACUGUAAGGAUUAUUAAUUAUCAUAAUAUUAAGAGAUUAAAGUAACUAUAGAAUAAUAAGAAAUAGUAUAUAUGCUUGUAAACAAUUAAACAAAACUUACGAAGUACCUGUGAUACAAGAUCUAUGCCAUGAUUUUGGGAAUUUUCUUAAUCAUUUUUUCAUUUUUUUUCGGCCAUAUUUAUAAUGAAGAAGGAACCAGUUGUGGGUGCAGUAAUUUUAACAGAAACAACUUUGAAAAUAAUUUAUUUUCAAACCACUUUAAUAAGGAUUUUUCGUCUGAGCAAUGUUUUUUGAAAAGUGAUAAUACAAUUGAAAAAUUUCAGAAGAGUUCAGUGAAUGAAAUGGUUUUAGUGCCCGGUGGUGAAUAUCAGAUUGGUACAGAUGAUAUAAUUAUAGAAACGGACAGUGAAGGACCUAGGAGGAUUAUUAAAAUUAACAGUUUUUAUUUAGACAAAUAUGAAGUAUCAAACAUUGACUUUUUUCAUUUCGUCACAAGCACAAAUUAUAAGACUGAGGCAGAAGUUUUUGGAGAUAGUUUCGUAUUUGGACUCUUUCUAAAUAGAACAUUUAAAGAAGAGCUGAAAGAUUACCGCGUUGCACAGGCCCCAUGGUGGUAUAAAGUGGAUGGUGCAGAUUGGAGACAUCCUUAUGGUCCAGAUUCAAAUAUAACAGAUGCCAUGGACCACCCAGUUAUACAUGUUUCAUGGAGAGAUGCUGUGGCAUAUUGUAAAUGGAGGAAUGCUAGAUUACCAACAGAGGCUGAGUGGGAGGCAGCUUGCCGUGGUGGUCACCGGGAUACAAAGUAUCCAUGGGGUGAUAAGUUGUUUCCUGAUAGAAAACAUAUGGCUAAUAUUUGGCAAGGUAAUUUUCCAAAUUACAAUUCAGCUAAAGAUGGGUAUGUUGGCACAAAUCCAGUUAAAUUAUUUUUGCAAAAUGAUUUUGGAUUAUAUAACAUGGCUGGAAAUGUGUGGGAGUGGACACAAGACACUUGGUCCAAAGAUCAACCUCAAGAGAAGGUAAAAAAAGGUGGAUCAUAUUUGUGUCAUCGUUCCUAUUGCUACCGUUAUAGAUGUUCAGCUCGGUCACACAAUACUGAGGAUAGUUCGGCGGGCAAUUUAGGAUUUCGUUGCGCCAAGUCUCUUAGUUAAGUGAAUAGUAAUAUUGAGAAUUAUUGAAUAUUAUAUCAAAGUACUUAAAAUAUGUCUUACCCUGCAUAUACUGGAAUUAAAUUGAUGGAUGUCUGUUUAUUGAAGAUGUAUUAUGUAUAAUAUAUAUCAUGAUACAUAUUAUAUAUAUGUUACUGUAAAAACCUUGGAAAAUUUUAGUAUUUACUAUUAGUAAACAUAAGACUUUAUAAAAAAGAGAUAAGUUGAUAUGUUUUUAGGGCUUUUACAAUUAUAGUUUGUAAAACUAAACAUGUAGUUUUACCAAUGAUGGUUGGCAAAAUAAUAAAAGAAUAAUGAUAAAUAAAUGAAUGUAAAUGAAUAUGGAGAAAAGGUAAGGGGCACUCUAAUCAUCGAGUUGGUGUUUUAGGGUUUGAAAAACCCUACUGUUAUGUGCACAAGUACGACAAGUACGAGCAACAGAUACGUCUAGAUAUGUCCAGUGGUAAAAUAUGUCUAUUUUUCGAAAACCUAUGACUUACUUUGUGAGAGGUAGUUAAAAUUCGAAUUGAACGAUGAGCACAACAUUUGGGACUUUUACCAUUAAUAAUUGAUAAAUCUUAGGGUUUACUGUAAUUCGUACUUUUACAGUAUAUAUAAUAUAUAAGUCGAUAUAACAUUGUCACACUUAAAGUCAAGACAUGACAGUUAAAAAUCAAGUUAUUUUAGUUAUCCUCGAGCUACAAUUAUUCCUGGCGGCACCGAGGCUUUAAAAAGUGAGUUAAAAACUUUAAUUGUUAUUAUUUUAAUUAGUGUUUUGAUUUAAUAAAAUGUACAGUACAUUCUUUAAAUUAAACACUUUGGUAAUAUUGAAUGUUCCUUGUUAUUUUUGUUAGCAACUUAUUUUUAAUUAAUUGUAAGUAAAGAUCGUGUAACUAUAAUAAGUGAUACUUAAUAGCACUUAACUAUAACAUUUGCCAUAUACCAUAACGCCAAUAGCGGUCCUGUUUACCAUAUAAACAGUAGGUGUAACAACUUCCCUGAAUGAGAUUAUAGAUGUUUGGUAUAAUUUCCAUUUACCUAUACUGGCUUACACGCGUUAAAAUAUUAAUGAAGGUGUUAUAAUUAGUUAAUAAAAUGAUUUACCUAUUCGCUUAAGGCAUAUGCUGAGGAAAGAUUUUUGUUAUAAUCCACAUUUUGUUGUUGAUCCAAAUUCUCGCAUGAUGGUAUAAUUUAAUUAUAUCUUAAAGGUUGCGGCUAACUGAGAACAGGUUACUCGAGUUUGUAAUUUAGCUCAUCUUUCAUUUAAACACGAGUUUCAUUAAAAAGUCUUAUACAUGCAAAAGUCAGUGAUAUUUUAGAGUCAUAUUUUUGUUCAUCUUGCGUUAGUUGCAAAGUUUCAUUGAAAAGUCUUGAACUGAAAUCAGUGGCGGGAUCUUAGGCUAUAAAGUGUGCAAACCACACAAGGCACUCGGAUACUAUGGCGAGACUAAAUUUUCUUAAAUCAUAUACAGCUGAAAUGGUGUUAAGAUACAUAUGGUCUGUGUUUUAUUGUUUGUUGUUGUAAAGACCAAUUGAAAAAUUUAAUCAAUGAUAGUUUCGCGAAAUUAUUGUUUUGUAGAUCAUCAUAAACUAAAUUUAUAAUAAUUUUGACAUAAAUAGAUAGAUAGAUACUCUUUAUUGUUUCCUCCAAAUGAAAUUAUUUAUAAAUGAAGACAUAUUAGAAAUUUAGUUUAUAUGGUCCUUAGAAUAAAGAUUUCGAUGUGAUAUGAUACUGAAUUUUUAAUUUUAGAGGGAUUUAGAAAUAUGGAGUUGACUCUAGUGUUUAUUUGUUUACAUUUUAAUUAAAUUCGGUAGAAACAGAUUUUAGGAAAAACUUGUUAGAAUCGAUUAGACGAUAUAUAUUUGUAUACUAUUACUUUUCCUGUACACAUAUAUAAUUAUAUUGUAAUGUAAUAGGUAAAUAGUAUUCAACUGUCGACCAUGGAAUUGUGCGAGUCGUGAUUAGACUAGUGAUAAUGAACAAAAGAACGCUAGACAAGUGAUAGAUACACAAGAAUAAACUAAAUAGGAUGAGUAUCAGAUGGCAUACACAUGUAUGUAUAGUUUUGCCGUUUUUAUUGUGAAUUAUGUCAUAAAAUUUUGAUAGUUUGGUACUUAAUUAAAAUUUGUAAGACUAUUUUUAAUAUAUUGUCGGAAGUUCAAAAUUA
Molecule: messenger RNA, 3386 nt
Organism: Galleria mellonella (greater wax moth)
Lineage: Eukaryota; Metazoa; Arthropoda; Insecta; Lepidoptera; Pyralidae
Product: formylglycine-generating enzyme
Exons: 4
Coding region: 202-1221 (339 amino acids)
Cellular component (GO): endoplasmic reticulum
Source: RefSeq, a predicted model, not a curated record